Pipistrellus nathusii (Nathusius's pipistrelle) is the source of this 1983-nucleotide messenger RNA. NCBI's taxonomy places the organism in Eukaryota, Metazoa, Chordata, Mammalia, Chiroptera, Vespertilionidae. The record is from the annotation of a GenBank genome assembly.
AUGGACGACUGGAAGCCCAGCCCCCUCGCCAAGCCCUUCGGGGCUCGCAAGAAGAGGAGCUGGUACCUUACCUGGAAGUAUAAGCUGACCAACCAGCGGGCCUUGCGGAGAUUCUGUCAGACAGGGGCUGUGCUUUUCCUGCUGGUGACUGUCAUCGUCAACAUCAAGUUGAUCCUGGACACACGACGGGCCAUCAGCGAGGCCAGUGAAGACUUGGAGCCGGAGCAAGACUAUGAUGAGGCCCUGGGCCGGUUGGAGCCGCCCCGGCACAGGGGCAGUGGACCCCGGAGGGUCCUGGAUGUGGAGGUGUAUUCCAGCCGCAGCAAAGUGUAUGUGGCCGUGGACGGCACUACGGUCCUGGAGGAUGAGGCCCGUGAGCAGGGCCGAGGCAUCCAUGUCAUCGUCCUCAACCAGGCCACGGGCCACGUGAUGGCAAAGCGGGUGUUUGACACCUACUCACCUCAUGAGGAUGAGGCCAUGGUUCUGUUCCUCAACAUGGUGGCGCCCGGCCGAGUGCUCAUCUGCACCGUCAAGGACGAGGGCUCCUUCCACCUCAAGGACACGGCCAAGGCUCUGCUGAGGAGCCUCGGCAGCCAGGCCGGCCCUGCCCUGGGCUGGAGGGACACCUGGGCCUUCGUGGGACGAAAAGGAGGUCCUGUCCUCGGGGAGAAGCACUCUAAGUCACCCGCCCUUUCGUCCUGGGGGGACCCAGUCCUACUGAAGACAGACGUGCCGCUGAGCUCAGCUGAAGAGGCAGAGUGCCACUGGGCGGACACAGAGCUGAACCGGCGCCGCCGGCGCUUCUGCAGCAAAGUGGAGGGCUACGGGAGCGUGUGCAGCUGCAAGGACCCCACCCCCAUCGAGUUCAGCCCCGACCCACUCCCAGACAACAAGGUCCUCAAUGUGCCCGUGGCUGUCAUUGCGGGGAACCGGCCCAAUUACCUGUACAGGAUGCUGCGCUCUCUGCUCUCAGCCCAGGGCGUGUCUCCCCAGAUGAUAACUGUGUUCAUUGACGGCUAUUACGAGGAGCCAAUGGACGUCGUGGCGCUGUUUGGUUUGAGGGGCAUCCAGCACACCCCCAUCAGCAUCAAGAAUGCCCGCGUGUCUCAGCACUACAAGGCCAGCCUCACUGCCACGUUCAACCUGUUCCCGGAAGCCAAGUUCGCUGUGGUUUUGGAAGAAGACCUGGACAUUGCGGUGGAUUUUUUCAGUUUCCUGAGCCAAUCCAUCCACCUGCUGGAGGAGGAUGACAGCCUGUACUGUAUCUCUGCCUGGAACGACCAGGGGUACGAACACACGGCUGAGGACCCGGCAUUGCUGUACCGCGUGGAGACCAUGCCGGGGCUGGGCUGGGUGCUGAGGAGGUCUUUGUACAAGGAGGAGCUUGAGCCCAAGUGGCCCACGCCAGAAAAGCUCUGGGACUGGGACAUGUGGAUGCGGAUGCCUGAACAGCGCCGGGGCCGGGAGUGCGUCAUUCCUGACGUCUCCCGCUCCUACCACUUCGGCAUCGCGGGCCUCAACAUGAAUGGCUACUUCCACGAGGCCUACUUCAAGAAGCACAAAUUCAACACGGUUCCAGGCGUCCAGCUCAGGAACGUGGACAGUCUGAAGAAGGACGCUUACGAGGUGGAAGUCCACCGGCUGCUUAGUGAAGCCGAGGUGUUGGACCACAGCAAGAACCCGUGUGAAGACUCUUUCCUGCCGGACACUGAGGGCCACACCUACGUGGCCUUUAUCCGAAUGGAGAAAGACGAUGACUUCACCACCUGGACUCAGCUUGCCAAGUGCCUCCAUAUCUGGGACCUGGAUGUGCGCGGCAACCACCGGGGCCUGUGGAGGCUGUUUCGGAAGAAGAACCACUUUCUGGUCGUGGGGGUCCCAGCCUCCCCGUACUCGGUGAAGAAGCCACCGGCAAUCACCCCAAUUUUCCUGGAGCCGCCCCCAAAGGAGGAGGGGGCCCCAGGUGCUGCAGAACAGACGUGA